AGUGGGUGAGCGAGUCUAUACAUACUGCGACUGGGUGCCUAAGCCCAUCACUUUCCUCGUGAAUCGAUCCCUCCCUCCCAACGUUAGCGCCAAAAAUAGCAACUGGAACUGGAAUUGGAAUCUCUCCUGCGUCACUUCAUCCUCAUCCUUCCAUCGCCGCCGGGAUUUGAAGUUCAGAAUCAGAGAAAAUGAAGGGCAUUGGAAAGAUGGGAAUUCAUUACUUGCAGAGACUAAAUGCUGCUAAUAUUCCCAAGGACUUGAUUGAGAAAGGUCAAAAUCGUGUAAUUGAGGCAUCCCUGACUCUUAUCCGUGAGCGUGCAAAGCUCAAGGGGGAAUUAUUGCGAGCCUUGGGGGGUGUAGUGGCAUCAUCAUCUCUUCUUGGAGUUCCGCUAGGGCACAACUCCUCAUUUCUCCAGGGCCCUGCUUUUGCACCUCCUCGAAUCAGAGAGGCCAUCUGGUGUGGAAGCACAAAUUCUUCCACAGAAGAAGGCAAGGAUCUUAAUGAUCCACGGGUCCUAACUGAUGUUGGUGAUGUGCCGGUUCAGGAGCUACGGGAUUGUGGGAUAGAUGAUGACAGAUUGAUGAAUAUCAUAAGUGAAUCCGUGAAGCUAGUGAUGGAAGAAGAGCCACUGCGACCUUUGGUGCUGGGAGGCGAUCACUCUAUUUCAUAUCCUGUGGUUAGAGCAGUUUCAGAGAAACUAGGAGGACCUGUAGAUGUUCUUCACUUUGAUGCCCAUCCUGACAUUUACGACGCUUUUGAAGGAAACAAAUAUUCCCACGCCUCAUCUUUUGCCAGGAUAAUGGAGGGUGGUUAUGCCCGGCGACUAUUGCAGGUUGGAAUAAGAUCAAUAACAAAGGAGGGGCGCGAACAAGGGAAGAGAUUCGGUGUGGAACAAUAUGAAAUGCGCACAUUUUCGCAGGAUCGGGAGCUACUAGAGAAUCUGAAACUCGGGGAAGGCGCAAAAGGGGUAUACAUCUCAGUAGACGUGGACUGCCUGGACCCGGCAUUUGCUCCCGGGGUAUCCCACAUAGAGCCAGGGGGGCUGUCGUUCCGCGAUGUCCUAAACAUACUCCACAACCUGAAAGGGGAGGUGGUGGCAGCCGACGUGGUGGAGUUCAACCCGCAGCGCGACACCGUGGACGGGAUGACGGCCAUGGUUGCUGCCAAGCUCGUCAGAGAACUCACUGCAAAGAUUUCCAAAUGAAAGAAUCUUGGAGCUGGAGGGAUGGAUGCUUAGGACCUGUGCUGUAAGUCUGUCUCUUUUUCCUUUACAAUAUAACUAAAAUGGUUCUAUCUCAAAUGCAUCCAUUACUGCAAAAAAUUUUAGUCUAUUAGUCUAACUUAUCACAUCACAAGAAGAGCUUGUGCCGGAACUAUAAGAUUUAGAGGGUGUUUGACGAA
Molecule: messenger RNA, 1402 nt
Organism: Andrographis paniculata
Lineage: Eukaryota; Viridiplantae; Streptophyta; Magnoliopsida; Lamiales; Acanthaceae
Product: arginase 1, mitochondrial
Exons: 7
Coding region: 189-1205 (338 amino acids)
Molecular function (GO): metal ion binding; agmatinase activity
Source: RefSeq, a predicted model, not a curated record